Molecule: messenger RNA, 3260 nt
Organism: Zootermopsis nevadensis
Lineage: Eukaryota; Metazoa; Arthropoda; Insecta; Blattodea; Termopsidae
Product: ELMO domain-containing protein 2
Molecular function (GO): GTPase activator activity
Source: RefSeq, a predicted model, not a curated record
AAUCACCUACUAAUGCAACUGUGUAAAGUUUUUGUCGUUUACGUAAUGUGCAUAUUUUAUUAUAUUCAGAAGUUUUUCAGUACAGGCACAGAUGUGAUAUGUUGAACAGUUUUCACAUAUACCAACGCUCUGUAUGUACCUUCGUAACGUUGGUCACGUACAAGGCACACGGUGAUACUAGCCAGAGUACCAACAUCGACAUUACGUUCAUUUUGUAUCAUUGAAUGACAUUCCUUGAACUCCAGUUUCUUUAAUUUCUACAUAGCUUUGAACGUCAUACGAGUAUAAAGUUUGCAUAAUAUAAUCAUAGUAUAGGGAGACGUAUUCAAGUAGAUAAAUAUAGUUUCCAACAAGACUAUUGUCAUCGAAAGUAUCUUGUGAAAAUAUUGGAUGUAGAACCGCGAUAACUCAACAGGAAACCAAUUAUUUUAAUUAGUGCUCUCAUAUUCAAAAUUUGAAUUGUUAAACUCGAAUGUAGGUACUAGUGCAUACAUUUUCCAAUUAUUUGUACUAAUUUGCAGGUUCGGGCUAUUGGCAUUUGUGAUCCAUCAGUAAUGCCAACACAUUCAUUAGAAAUGCUCUUUGAAUUGUGAAAGGAGCGAUCAAAGGGAAGGCAGUAGUAGUGUGCAUUGAUUUAUGUAUAACAAUUUACAAUACACGUCGCUGAUGGAUGUGAUUUAUAUCCAUUAGAACAUAUAUUUGAAAGAAGUUUAGUAAUUCAGGGUUGAGUUAAUUUGAGUCCAUUGGUUUCGCUGUGACAGGCUGAAGUAAGGUUAUCUGCAUGCUUCGGAAUUUCUAUUCAUUUAUUACAGUUCGUAAAUUUAUAGGUUGCAGUGAUAAAUAUGUUUCGGUCUUUAUUGGGUAUUAUUUUAUGGUAUUUAAGGCCUCUAAUGAAGUGGUUUUUGAGAAAAACGACAAGAUUGUGUGAGCUGCAGAGACUAUGUUAUGGUGAAAAAGCUGGUGCUCCUAGAUCUCUUCGCGUCGAGAAUUCGCUUCUUCAGUCCAGGUCUGGUGAUAUAAAGAACCUCAUCGUGUUUUUGGAUAGAAUCAGUGAUGGCAGGAAGUUCAUAGGCACGAACAAAGAUAGUAUAACUCAUUAUGCCAUCCACACUGUGUUGAGGGUAAAAAAGAUAAAUCCACAAAUCCAUCCCCAGUUUGGGAUAUCUUUCGCAAAGUGCAUUGAACAUAUAUGGGGAUAUCGUCAGUUGAUUCAAGAAGUGGAAGUGCUUCGUACUACUCCGUAUGAUGCCAACAACGAAAGUCAUGAAACUAAAUUGUUGACCUUAUGGGAACUUAUGAUGCCAUCAGUUCAGCUUGAAUCAAGAGUCACCAAACAGUGGCAAGACAUUGGUUUUCAAGGUGAUGAUCCAAAAACAGACUUCAGGGGUAUGGGACUUCUGGGACUGGAGAAUCUGUUGUAUUUUGCACAAGAAUAUCCUGGUCCUGCCAGUCAUGUGCUCUCACAUUCUCAUCAUCCUCAGUAUGGCUAUGCAUUUGCAGUAGUGGGCAUAAAUCUAACCAGCAUGGCAUAUCAUAUGCUGAAGGAUGGGUCUGCAAAAUCUCAUGUUUACAAUGUUUCACAAGGGCUACCAACUAUAAAAGUUUUCCACCACUUUUAUUGUUACUUGUUCUAUGAGUUUGACAGAUUUUGGAUUGAAGCAAAGCCUCGUAAUGUAAUGGAUUUUUCACAUAUAAGAGAGAAAUUUGAAAAUACUAUUCGUUUGUCACUUUCUAAACCUGCGUCCGUAUUUAGGAUAAAUAUAUCCAUUGAUAAUAUAUAAACAUUUCAGUGCAAUUGGUGUUUUUUGUGAUCUUACAGUAUUUUACACACACACUGGGCACUGGAUAUUGGAUCAGGGCUGCCUACAUAAAGGUACCCAGAUGUGUCUUAUUUGUUUCGCAGUUGUAUUAUUAUUUAUUGUGUUUGAAUAUACACUGGGACCAACAUUUCAAUUGUUGCUAAUGCUGUUGCAUAUUCAAAUUUGAAAGGUGUCUGUAUGUUUGGUGGAUUUAGAUUUUAUUUAUAUGUCAAGAAAUAUCAAUCUCUGACCUAUAUCUGAGGAAGAACGUGUUAAUGGAGUUGAAGCUCGUAAAUAUUUCACUGUUGCGUAGUAUCUUUUGGAAACGUUUAAUUCCACGUAAGAACGCUACAAGCAGAAAGUAUGCCCUGGUACAUUUUAGCAAUGCUGCAGAAUAUGGCUUCAAUUUUUAAGGACUGUUUUCCACUCGUCAGCGUGUGUCGUCCAUUUCUUUUGUAAAAUCUAAUUGUAUAUGAUAGAAGUCAAAACAGAUGGUUAAAAACUGGCCAAAGUGUGUAGAAUUAUUGAUGUCAUGCAUGUUAAAGUUCACCGUUACAAAUAGAGUGUCUUUCUGAAGCUCACAUGUAUUGCUUAUUGUGAUGGAGGUGUGUAUGAGCCAUUUUAUCUCAUAAUUUAUGUACACCUGAGCUUGUAAUUAGAUUUAAUGUUGGCGGCUGUUCUUUCAGUUUUUCUGCCAGCACAUAGUGACUUACUAAUUAGCGUAAGUGUUCAAAACUUAUGUUGUAAUAUGUUUCCAAUACCUGAAAGUUGUUAUAUGUAACCUAAAUAUGAUGAAUAGCAGCACAUUAUUAUGUGUGUCCUACUAAUAAAGCCUACCUCAAGCAUGUGCGUUGGCAGCUGUUCAGAUGUGUUCACUUGUAGGGAUAUUAAUUAUAUGAAAUUUAAAAUCUGCUUUAUGCUCACUGCCUUAGUUAGCACAGACUUUGUCAUUUCAUUCACAUUUAGCAGCAUUUAAGUUGUGAAAUUCUGUUGCAGUGACCGAAAGGUCAAAGCUAGUGUAGUAUUUAAGAAACUGGUUUCUACGUCUGCAUAAACACUAUAUUUAUUAUGAAAGUCUGUUCUUCUGUAAUGUAAAGAAGUUAAGUUAUUGAAACAAGCAAUAAAAAUACAGGUGAUUUUUAAUAGACAUGGAGGUUGCAUUUCUAAAAAUUAUUGUGUAUAUAUAUAUAUAAAAAUGCAUGUGGAUUUUCUGAGUGAUACACCACGAGAGGCCUUAAUUUGUAGUCUCCAAAGUCAAUGUGGGGUGAUUCAGAUAAACUGCAUGCACAAUUCAGUAGGCCAUCAUGGCAGCAAUUACCAUGACCACAGAUAUGAUAUUGAUGCUCCUCGUGGUACUGAAGUGAAACUGUGUGUAGUGAAAGCAUGUAUAAUGAGAGUCACCUGUAGUUGUCAUUGUGCUAUGAAGAUAGAAAUAAAUUGUGCAAAUGUUCUCAUACUUUC